GCACUCUCAGCUGCGUUCCAGCUCUGUCUGUAGCACCAGCCGCGCGUACAGCACUACUUAUGGCACCGUAGACUUACAGAGCAGCUUGUUCGACACGAGAAGUAAGGAGCAGCGCAAGCCGCUGUCGCUGUCGUCGGUGUUCUUGAAUGUGAUCGAGUGAGCGAGCGAGUCCAGAGUUCAGAGUUCAGAGUGCAGAGCUCGAGCUUGCGUUCUUUCACUACCCGAAGACGAAGGAAGUGAGGGAAGCGGCAGCAGGCAAGGGAGGAGGAGGAUCGAAAUGAUGUGAGUGACGGUGCUGAUGAUGUCGAUGACGACCGUGAUGACGCUGGCGGUGGAGCAACAGUCAUCGAGGUGAAGGAUGGCGAGAGGUGAGUCGGGUUGAAAAGAGCAGAGCAGAGCAGGACAGAACAGAGGGAAGGUAAGGGAAGAGAAGGAAAGGAGGAGAGGAGAGGAGAGGCGAGGGAGGUGAGACGGAAUUGUGGAUGAUUAUGAUCGAAGCUGAGAGGAAGAAGUCGUUCGUGUAGCGGAAUUGGUGCUACAGAGGGACGAGAUGGCGUCGAAGACGUCGAUAGAGUUUGAUGAGGAAAUGGAGGCCUCGGCGCGGGCCAAUAUCGGGGGCCUUCGAUUGGACGAGGAGCCCAGCACCAUCUCGAAUCCGAAACUCAGGAGUGCGAACAAACCGCCCUUUGUAAUCGGUGUCGCGGGAGGCACGGCUUCUGGUAAGACCACGGUGUGCGACAUGAUAAUUCAGCAACUGCACGAUCACCGGGUGGUGCUCGUGAACCAAGAUUCCUUCUACCGUGGGUUGAAACCGGAAGAAUUACUGAAUGUAGGAGAAUACAAUUUUGAUCAUCCCGAUGCCUUCGACACAGAGCAGCUGCUGGAGUGUCUUUUACAGUUGAAACAGUGCCAGCCAGUUCAAAUUCCCGUGUACGACUUCAAAAGGCAUCAACGAUGCACGGACUCAUUUCGCAAGGUCAAUGCGGUAGAUGUUAUAAUCAUGGAAGGAAUUUUGGUGUUCCACGACCAUCGAGUUCGUGAGCUGAUGAACAUGAAGAUCUUCGUGGACACAGAUGCGGACGUGAGACUUGCCAGGCGGAUACGUAGAGAUACUCUGGAGAGAGGUAGAGAUGUACAGGGUGUCCUUGAGCAGUACGCGAAAUUCGUCAAGCCGUCGUUCGAUGACUUCGUACUGCCUUCAAAAAAAUACGCGGAUGUCAUAAUUCCCAGAGGAGGUGAUAAUCAUGUGGCCAUCGAUCUUAUUGUUCAGCAUAUACGAACGAAGCUCGGACAACAUGAUCUGCGCAAAAUAUACCCCAAUGUGUACGUUAUUCAGUCGACUUUCCAGAUUCGAGGAAUGCACACUCUUAUUCGUGACAGGGAAACUACGAAGCAUGACUUCGUGUUCUAUGCCGAUCGACUCAUUCGCUUGGUCGUCGAGCAUGGGCUGGGUCAUCUUCCUUUUACCGAGAAGCAAGUCAUAACGCCCACGAACUCCACUUAUAUCGGCGUGGACUUCUGCAAGCAACUUUGUGGGGUGUCUAUAAUUCGUAGUGGAGAGAGUAUGGAGAAUGCCUUGCGUGCUUGCUGUAAAGGCAUCAAAAUUGGCAAGAUUCUGAUUCAUCGUGAAGGUGACAAUGGCAAGCAGCUUAUCUACGAGAAAUUGCCGAGGGAUAUUGCCGAUCGUCACGUUUUGUUGCUCGAUCCCGUUCUCGCCACAGGAAACUCUGCCGUUCAGGCUAUCGAGUUGCUGAUGCAGAAGGGUGUUCCAGAAUCACAUAUUAUCUUCCUCAAUCUGAUAUCAGCACCAGAAGGAAUACAUGCUGUCUGUAAACGAUUCCCUCUGUUAAAAAUAGUGACGUCGGAGAUCGACACGGCUCUGAAUGAGGAGUUCAGAGUGGUGCCUGGAAUGGGUGAGUUCGGUGAUCGCUACUUUGGCACGGAUGAUGAUGAGCAAGAACACUUUUCGACCAGUCCUCCUAGCAACAAGGUCCCGGAGACUCAGUCCCGACCCGUAUCCAAUGGACCUCUGAAACCAAUAAGGUAAAGCUUGGUUACUAUGCUUGCAUUUGCCAAGACAGGGAACUCGACUGACGUCUUAGAGUUGCAACUUGUAGCAGCUCUCUAGAUGGAGCGCGCGGAAACUGCAGUAGAACAUCAUUACCUGGUGUGAAGAACACAUCGAGAGUGUUUGCAUAUUGCCAUUUUUAACCUUCGUGCUUGAGGAAAGUCUUGUUAUAGCUUCUAGGGGAUUUCCAUCAAAACGCUGUGUGAUUUGGUUUAAAUUGUUUGAUUUUGAAUGAAAUCUUUUACCUUUAUGGUAAGAGUGCCUUAGGAUUUUUGAAUCGAUAUCGCUAUUCGUGAUACAUCCAGGAGUACCGAAAGUGUAGGUUGAUAGUUCUCAGCGAUGACAAGAUUGAACAGAAGAUCACAAGAAGUGCUGAGCUUAAGGUCAUCUUGCAACACAAAUGACCUUUCUGUACAAUUUUAGUUGCAGGUGUUGACAGCUACUUUGAAAUGAACUCAUCUGCUUCACCUCAUGAAUUUCGUUGCCAUGUGUCCUGGUCCCAUCAUAUUCACAAGAAAGAUGCUUGAGCUGUUGUCUUGUUGAUCAUCAUUCACUUGUCUAUUAUGACACGCCGUCGCACAAGAUCAUCCCUGCUUUCUCUGACACGGGGUGAAGUGGUAGUACGAUUUGCCCUGCAGGUUUCUAUAGGUACUGUCUCUCAUGUUGAACCCUCUAUUCUCUUUGUUUGGUGGUUCAACAGGGCAUAAUACAAUCCCCUUUCUGAGUUUAAGAUUCUUUAUUGAUAUGACUUCCGAACGGUUCCAUGUCCUUGAGUUUGAAGACGGGAAAUCUUGUAGCGGAGGUGCUCUACAAUUGACAGUUCAUGAGUUGAGUUCUUGGCGAAGGUCUAGGUGACAUGGCUCCUAAGGUUAAUGCCUUUUUCCUCACGUUCGUGGACCCGAGGUGCUUUUGCAUGGAAUUUCAUCUGACAGUGUGGAGAGCUAAGGAUUUAUGCAAGGAUUGUUCAAUUGGCUCACUCGCAGCGUGGAGAUACCUACAGCCUGACGUUCCUUGUUGAUACUGCGGCAGGAGACCGAUCAAGAAAGGUUCAGUGAGAAUACUUGAUCCUACCACCAGAAUAUGGCACGGUGGUCCGGUCCCUGGUCUGACUACAUGGGUUGGCCCAGACGAAGCGUAAGUUUUAUGAAAGUGGUCUAUGCGCUAGAUGCCAAUCUCACCUCUUCGAAGUUGCGUCACCAUGAGUCAAAUGAUGACAACUUCCCAGCAAAUGAGACAUGUUUUGCCUCAGAUGCAAGAGGAGUCCCAUUUUCGACCUCCUAUGGAUUUUUUUAGUCAACAAUUCAUUCUGGAAAAUUAGUACCCACGAAUUGUAAUCUCAGUGAAACGUAGCUACCCAAGUAUGUGCAGUUCCUCACAUUAUCUGCAACUACUGCGCUAGUAGAACACUUGAACUCUUUGCUGUCGGAAUAGCAAAAUAACUGAACUGAUUCGAUGAUGUGCUGGGGCCAGCAAAGCGAACACGUUCAGUCUGAUUGUCGGCAUCACAUAGGAUGUGUUGUGGAGGUGACCUUGAUUUCUGACGCCAUUGAUUCCUAAAAAUUUAUUUGAUAUAGGCUCAAGCUCUCACGCCGUUUAAGGGGAGACGAGAAAGUUUAGCUCAACCACAGGAAAUCUGCUACUUAUUAAAUAGUAAAAGGGUUUUCAUAUUCGGCAAUAACACAC
This is a messenger RNA of Marchantia polymorpha subsp. ruderalis, 3751 nucleotides long. The record is from the annotation of a GenBank genome assembly. Lineage: Eukaryota; Viridiplantae; Streptophyta; Marchantiopsida; Marchantiales; Marchantiaceae.